This is a messenger RNA of Myzus persicae (green peach aphid), 1361 nucleotides long. RefSeq lists its product as uncharacterized. Gene Ontology annotation, biological process: telomere maintenance; DNA repair. Lineage: Eukaryota; Metazoa; Arthropoda; Insecta; Hemiptera; Aphididae. The record is from RefSeq and is a predicted model, not a curated record. The transcript is spliced from 2 exons. The coding region runs from base 3 to 1361 and encodes 452 amino acids. Gene Ontology annotation, molecular function: DNA helicase activity.
GCAUGGUGGACAACUGUUGCUCCAAAGACUACCCGAAACCAUACGCAGAGGAGACUGUGUAUGUUUCGGACGGCGGUUACCCAAAGUACCGACGACCGAACGACGGUCAAGUGGUUCUUUUGAGAAAUCACGAGGUCGGCAACGAGUACGUAGUUCCUCACAACCCUUACCUCCUGGCAAAGUACGACGCACACAUCAAUGUCGAGGUGUGCUCUUCCAUAAAGAGCGUCAUGUACAUCUACAAGGGACAUGACUGUGUGAUGCUGGAGGUUUUUGACCAGGAUGAACUAGCCAAUUUCGUAAACACAAGAUACGUCAGCCCGCCAGAAGGCAUCUGGCGGCUGUUUUCGUACGAAUUGCACAAGAGAAGUCACACGAUCGUCAGACUUCCUGUCCACCUAGAAGGUCGACAAAACGUCUACUUUGCGCCGGGACAAGCGCAAGAGCGGUUGCAAAACGAAGCUCUACAUCGUACGAGGCUAACUGAGUUCUUCGCGCUCAACAUAAACGACGUGGAAGCUCGACAAUACCUGUACACCGAUAUACCGACGCAUUACACGUGGAACGCGGCUCAGCGGACGUGGGCGCGGCGCCGGAGAAUGAUGGCAAACGAGACGUUGGCUCGGAUGUACAUCGUCAACCCGCUGGAUCGGGACCGUUUCCACUUGCGACUGCUACUACUGAACCGAAGAGGUCCGCAGUCCUUCCAAGACAUAAGGACGGUGGACGGGGUCGUUCACGGAACGUACACCGCGGCGACAGUCGCACUCGGGUUAUUGGAAGACGACCGAGCGUGGCGGGCCUGUCUGACGGAAUCGGCGGCGUUGGACACACCGCGGCAACUGCGAUAUCUGUUCGUCACGAUACUGGUGUUCUGCGAGCCGUCAAACCCGCUGGCGUUGUACGAGGCGAACGAAGCAAACCUGAUGGAGGAUUUCAAUAGGCGCCUCCAAGACGUCGACCGCGCGAGGGCCGCGUGUCUGAACGCCAUCGGGGAUCUACUUCGUGCGCACGGAAAGUCGCUGGGCGACUACGGUUUGCCCCUGCCCGACCCCCUAAUGCUGGAACCGGAACAGAACGACAGACUGUUCCAAGCAAUAGACGCGGCGGCACGGUGGGCACAACAGUUGGACGACAUGAACGCCGAACAGCGAAUGGUGUUCGACCGCGUAAUGGCGGCCGUCGACGACGGCCUAGAAGCAGCGAAGACUUUCUACGUCGACGGACCUGGCGGCACCGGAAAAACGACUCUGUACGGAUGCCUCAUUUGGUCGCUCCGCAGUAGUGGCCCGUCGGUGUUAAGGUCUAUUUCCACAUGUCCGUUACGGGUACGGGACGGCAAAAAUAAAAAUGAUCGUUGA